UCUGUGAUUAGAGGUCCGGUCCGUGUGACAUCAGCAGGCGGAGGGUUUGGCCUGGCUGCUGUUUUCCUCCUCCGUGAUAAAAGCAUGCGGAGCCGCUUCCACGGCGCCGUGUCUCCGUCUGUGUCCACGCCGCGUCUUCAUUAGACGGACCAGAAGCGACGCGGGCUCCGGCCACAGGACGCGGAGGAUCGGAUCGGAUCCCAGCCUCCUCACGCUAUGUUGGGCAACAAGAAGAAAGCAGCCCCGGGGCUGAAGAACGGAUCCGGGACGCCCGAGUUGAAGGCCAUCGACCCUCUGAGGAACCUGGGAGUUCAGGAGGAUGAAGACGUGAAGCAGAUGCUGCGAGGCUCCAGUAUGGUGAAGGUCCGCUCCCCUCGCUGGCAGAAGAGGCGAACGCUGAAGCUGCUGGAGGACGGAGUGACCGUCUGGUGCCAGUCCCACAAGACGUCCAGCCGGGCCAAGGAGCAGCAGUCCUUCUCCAUCACGGAGGUGGAGUGCAUCCGGGAGGGCUGCCAGUCGGAGACGCUGCGGCGCAUGGCCGACUCGGUGCCCGAGGCCUCCUGUUUGACCGUGGUCUUCAAGGGGCCCCGGAAGAGCCUGGACCUCCUGUGUCACAGCCGGGAGGAGGCCCAGCACUGGGCCCGAGGCAUCCGAAAGCUCCAGGAGCGGGUGCAGAACAUGACCCAGAAGGAGAAGCUCGACCAUUGGAUCCAUGCUUACCUGAGCCGGGCCGACCAGAACCACGACGACAAGAUGAGCUAUGAAGAAGUCCAGACGCUGCUGCAGAUGAUCAACGUGGACCUGAGUGACCAGUACGCCCGCUGCCUGUUCCAGAAAUGCGACCGGUCCGCUGACGGCCGUCUGGACCACGGGGAGAUCGAGGUCUUCUGCAGGGAGCUGCUGCGCAGGCCGGAGCUGGACGCCGUCUUCAUCCGCUACUCGGCCAACGGCUGCGUUCUGUCCACCGUGGACCUGAGGGACUUCCUGAAGGACCAGGGGGAGGACAGCUCGCUCGUCCAUGCCCAGAGCCUCAUCCUCACAUAUGAACUGAAUGAGUGGGCCCAGAGGAACCAGUUCAUGACUCCCAAUGGGUUCACCAUGUACAUGCUGUCUAAGGAGAACUGUGUCUUCAACCCGGAGCACGCCGUGGUUCACCAGGACAUGAAGCAACCGCUGGCGCAUUACUUCGUGUCGUCAUCCCACAACACCUACCUCACUAAGACCCAGCUGACGGGCGACAGCAGCACGGAGCCGUACAUCCGAGCCCUGAAUCACGGCUGCCGCUGCGUGGAGCUGGACUGCUGGGACGGCGACAAGGGCGAGCCGGUCAUCUACCACGGACACACGCUCACCUCCAAAGUGCCCUUCGUCGAGGUCAUUGAGACCAUCAAUGAAUAUGCUUUCAAAGCUUCCCCGUACCCGCUGAUCCUUUCCCUGGAGAACCACUGCUCCGUGGAGCAGCAGGCGGUCAUGGCCCAGCACCUGCGCUCCAUCCUGGGGGAGAAGCUGCUGAGAAAGCCCCUGGAUGGGCUGGACCCUCACACGCUGCCUUCUCCAGAGGAUCUUAAAGGUAAAAUCCUGGUCAAGGGGAAGAAGGAGCAAGCGGUGGAGUGCUCCUCUGGCUCCUCGGACAUCAGCUCCUCAGACGAGGAGGCUGAAGGCGGAUGCAGGAGCAGGAGAGAGGACAAGAAGGCCCAGCCGGCCUCUGCCUCCAAACUGAGUCCAGAGCUGUCAGAGCUGGUCGUGUACACCCGCAGCGUUUCCUUUAAAAGCUUCGAGCAAGCGGCUAAAAGCCCGGCCACCGACAUGUCCUCCUUCUCUGAGAGUGACGCCCUCAGGCUCAUCAAGGACUCAGGGAUGCAUUUCGUUCGUCACAACAGCCACCAGCUCAGCAGGAUCUACCCCUCGGGCCAGCGCCUCCAGUCCUCCAACUACAACCCUCAGGAGAUGUGGAAUGCCGGCUGUCAGAUCGUCGCUUUGAACUUCCAGACGCCAGGCGAGCAGAUGGACCUGAACCAUGGCCGCUUCCGGCAGAACGGCCAGUGCGGGUACAUCCUCAAGCCUCCCUUCAUGUGCCGCCCCGACACCACCUUCAAUCCGGAGAACGUCGGCGGGGGUCCGGGUCACAGGCCCCAUUUGCUGACUGUUCGUGUUAUUUCAGCUCAGCAGCUGCCUAAACCUCAGUGGGACAAGCCCAGCUCCAUUGUGGAUCCUCAGGUGUGGGUGGAGGUACACGGCGUUCCCAUCGACAACGACAAGAAGAAAACGCACUAUGUGGAAAACAAUGGCUUCAACCCUCGGUGGGACUGUACCUUUAACUUCACCGUUCAUGUCCCGGACCUGGCUCUGGUUCGCUUCAUGGUGGAAGACUACGACUACACGUCCAGGAACGACUUUCUAGGACAAUGCACUCUGCCUUUCACAAGCCUGCGCACAGGCUACCGUCACGUCCGCCUGCUGAAACUGGACGGCUCCAGUCUUUCGCCUGCGUCGCUCUUCGUGCACGUCAAGCUCACCCCCUGUCAACGGAGCCCGUCCAAAUAACCGCACCCGCUCUGUGCCCCAGUGAAACGCAUGGUGUGCAUGUAUGUAAAGAGAAGAAAAUACACUAGUGCUUAUAGCCAAAUACGAAACCUUUCCCAAAGCUCUCGAUAGAAGUGGUGGUGGGCAGGUUUUAUUGCACAUCAGUCAAAAUGACUGAUAGAUGCCAGCACUUAUCUUUAUGCUUGGUUUUAUUACUCUUUUAACUGAUUGAAUGAUUCCUGCUUGUUUAUGUCUGCAUAGUUUUAAUAUUCUAUGACCAAAGUGUGGCGCUAGCAGCAUAUUCAUGUAUUCCUAGUGUCUGAUGUGUCUUGGUAAGCCUGCUGUUACUGUGCUGAUCCGAACUACAUGGGUAGUUAGAGACUUGAUAGGUGGCAUGUGAAGCAGCCGCCCUCUUUGGAGAGUCCUCGUUGGAGGAUUACUUGAGUUUUUAAUGAUAAUUUAUUUCUAAUACAUUUCUCAAACAUGGAUGCACUGCUCCACUUUUAACUUUACACUAACAGCAUGUGACGUGUAGGAAAUAGGUUCUUGAGAUAAAGGCAGUUGUAACAAGCAUACUUAUGCAUGAAAACACACCAGAUGCAGGUGAGAAGACCACGUGGUGGCAUCACAAGCCCUUCGGAUCGCUACAAGGAAGCAGUGGGACGUAAAUGAAGUUCAUUUAACACACAUGUAUUGAACAUGCAUGUGAAAGGUCAAAGGUCAAGCCAGUCACAUCCUCAUACCACUGCACUGGAGAUGUUCAGAUCCUGAUGCAGCUGUUGAUACAGUAUCACUGUAAUACUGGGUAAAAAUUAAUAUUUAGUAUAAUAUAUCAAAAGCCAUGAAGAAAACAUAAUCUCAAAAUCUUCUUCAAAAUCUACGUUUGACCCACAUCAGAGGUCGUUUUAUAUUAGAAACUAGUGUCUUACAGUAUGUUCAGUGGAAGCAGAUAAGGAAGAUGCUUGUUGUUUAAUAGCCACAGGAAUAUUACUCUAAAUCGACUGGGACCAAACUCUACAGCCUAUGUAUGAUGUUAUUAGGUAGCUAACUAGAGUUUUAUAUUAUAAACACACAUUAUGCAAUAGCAAAGUGAUGAUGUGAAGUAGACAUAAUGUAGCAGCUGUGUUUUUAGCUUCUUAGAGUAGAUUGUGGCAGUAUUUGAUACUAUUUUUUUUGUGUGUUCAUAUAUUCUGUUACAGCAGAGUCUGUCUUCUUUUAGGCCUCCUAUUGUACGUUGUGUUCUGUUUUUAUACACUGCUGUUUUAGUAAGGGAGCAAUCGAAAAUAUUUUUUUGUAGAACUUUGAACAGAGAAUCUUGAGACUUUUAGGGGAUUUUGAUCAAUCAAGUGAAGAUGAACAGAGCACUUAUCAUCAUUGUUUUGUCAAGUGAAUUUGUUGAAAUACAUUUUUUGUGUAAUUUUCAAUGAAACAUAUAAAUAUAAUGAGACGAUUGUUGAAUUAGUGUAUAAUCAGCAUUUUUUCAAUAUUUAUUUGUCACUGUAAAUUAAUUUCAGUUAUUAUUCCUGUUUGAGACAAUAUGCAUUCAAACCUUCUACUGUGUUGAAUGAUACACACACAGGUAAAAGCAUCUGCUUUAUAUAAAUCAGGUAUCAACUGCAGCAAAACGGUUACUGUACAAUAAAACACACUGACAAUAUUGUAUGUUUUUUGCACCUUGGGUUACAAAAUGUUACUUAUGUAAACAUGUGAGACAUAGUCCUGUAUACACAAGUAUUAUAUAGACGUUAAACAUUAUCAUUAAAUGUAAUAUUAAACAUUCUGAGAACAGUA
Betta splendens (Siamese fighting fish) is the source of this 4314-nucleotide messenger RNA. RefSeq names its product 1-phosphatidylinositol 4,5-bisphosphate phosphodiesterase delta-3-A-like. Gene Ontology annotation, biological process: intracellular signal transduction; lipid metabolic process. Bases 217 to 2544 code for a protein of 775 amino acids. The transcript is spliced from 16 exons. Gene Ontology annotation, molecular function: phosphatidylinositol-4,5-bisphosphate phospholipase C activity; calcium ion binding. NCBI's taxonomy places the organism in Eukaryota, Metazoa, Chordata, Actinopteri, Anabantiformes, Osphronemidae. The record is from RefSeq and is a predicted model, not a curated record.